AUGCUCAAAGGGCUGUUGGAUGCUCGUCAAGGCGAGAAUGACAGGCCCUUGGGGCUCCAGUUUCGCUCGUCUGUUUCCUUCGUGACAUUGUCCGAAGACCCUACUGAUCUCCUUUGGACAGUUAUUCCUUUCCGGCUGGAGACUUUGGGUUAUAACGAGCCAUCCGCAUUGACUGGGUGGCUACUAGUGGCCUAUUCUUCUGGGCUCGUUUGUGCGACUCCACCACUUGCUUUCCUCGCUGAGAGAUACUGGUCACGGAGGCGACCGCUGACGAUCAGCCUCAUCAUCCUCGCUGUUUCUCAAGUCUUGUUCAUGGAAGCACCAAAUUUUGCCAUCAUGGUCGUUUCGCGAUGUAUUCAAGGCAUGAGCUCUGCGGCCGUUUGGGUUAUCGCUUUCUCGCUCUUAUGUGAUACGGUGUCAGAAGAUCACUUUGGUCGUCAGCUGGGGAUCGUCAUGAUGGGGGUCCGGGCAGGAUAUCUGUGCGGGCCUAUACUUGGGGGGUUUCUCAACGAGUCCCUUGGAUAUCGCGCACCAUUUAUCCUCGCAAUUGGAUUUUGCGCUCUCGACCUCCUGGGCCGCUUUCUCGUCAUUGAAAAGCACGAAGCUGAGAGGUGGAUGCAGAGUGGACAAUCAAAGCAGAGCAUGGAAACCGGAAAGAGUAUUGAAGAUAUCAGCGGUCGACCUAAACCAACCCUUCCACGGAGACAAAGUCAGAUGUCCGUCUUGAAAGUACUUGCGACUCUAGCGCGUUCUCGGCGUGCAUUCGUUGCCCUGCUGAAUAUCUUUAUCAACGGGCUCAUCUUCACUAUGUUGGAACCGACAUUGCCGCUUCGACUGCAAGCUCUUUACGGAUACACAUCAUUCAAAGUUGGAAUCGUCUAUUUGGCCUAUGCAAGCCCUGCGAUUAUUUCCACCCCACUUGCUGGGUGGAUCGCAGAUAAAGCGGGAGUAGAGUGGGUUACGCUGGGUUGUCUGAUGAUCUCGAUCCCAUGGUGGAUCGUCAUGGGAUUUCGAGGCUCGAUCGUGUUGCUCGUCGUCUGCCUCGCCAUCGUAGACAUCUUACUCGCAGCUGUGGCUACUCCGCUUACUGCUGACCUAGCGGCGGUCGCACGACGCAAGGAUGGGGUAGGGAAUGCGCACGUGUUUGGCGCGUACAAUAUGGCGUAUUCACUCGCCGGGCUCGUUGGUCCUAUUAUCGGUGGACAAAUCUACACUUAUAUCGAACACGGAUGGUCCGUUAUCGUAUUUACGGUUGCCGGUCUGCUAUUCCUGGGUGGUGUGGCUGCUUCGAUAGGGGCCGGAGAACGACCGCUUCUGCUACGACUCUCUCAAUUCGGUCGCACCGAAAAGCCACCUAUCUCAAACUCGCCAGACGUUCCCAUUAAACUCACGCUCAUGGAACACGCUCUUGCAAGCAGUACCGAGACGGACCUAUCAAAGGAACCCAAAGCUCCCGUCAUCACCAAAACGGAAUUGAUUGAUCUCGGCCGUGACCCCCCUGCGUCGUGCAGCGCCGGCCCGACCAGCGACAACAACAUGUUUGUGUGGACUGCGAGCAUCAUGGGACCGGGUGAUUCGCCGUAUGCUGGUGGUGUCUUCUUCCUGGACAUCAACUUUCCGACCGAUUAUCCCUUUAAACCACCCAAAGUCAGCUUCAAGACGAAGAUUUACCAUCCCAACAUCAACGCCAACGGUAGCAUCUGCCUGGAUAUCCUAAAGGAGCAGUGGUCACCAGCACUGACAAUCGCCAAAGUUCUCCUCUCCAUUUGCUCAAUGCUCACCGACCCUAACCCUGACGAUCCGCUUGUUCCAGACAUUGCACACUUGUACAAGACGGACCGUCGGCGAUACGAAGCUACUGCGCAAGAAUGGACGAGAAAGUAUGCUAUGUAG
Messenger RNA from Serendipita indica DSM 11827, 1893 nucleotides. NCBI's taxonomy places the organism in Eukaryota, Fungi, Basidiomycota, Agaricomycetes, Sebacinales, Serendipitaceae. The record is from the annotation of a GenBank genome assembly.